AUUGAUUGAUCCCGCCUUGGACUUGCCGCUCUCUGUUGCCACUGCGUAGUUCGUGUUCGUGGCUCGUAGUUGCCUGACAGUUCAUUCUAGAGCGGGGGUCGGUCGAACUCUCGUACACUCCCGCGAACGCACGCUCGAAAUCAACUACAGUAGAGGUCCAGUGGUACGUACAUCGACCCGGCAUGGGCGAUUCCUUGGACGGCUCCGGGGAACCGUCCCCGGAGUCGCAGAACGUCGCGAUUGUCGAGUUCCCGACGUUCGCCAACUAUCUGCGCAAGGCCGUCACCGUGUUGCUACCGGACGAAGAUGCGGUGCCGCCCGCGUUCAACUUUGCGCUCGAGGACCGCUACAAUCAGGAUUGUGUCCGCAAGUUCCUCGGCGACUCGCAAGUCAGUUCGCUCUACAUACAGAGGAGCUCGACCAAAGAAGAAGAUAGCGGCGAAGGGGAUGAAGACAAGGAGAAUGCAACUUACUAUAUAUCGAACGAGAUACACUUUUCAAAUCCAAAAAUGGCCUCCUUAGUUUUAACAAAACGUGGAAUUGUCGUGGAGGCUGACAAGUCGAUUCACUCUCAAGUGCGUUUGAUCACUUUCUCCGAUGGACCGCCAUACGAAACGUUACAUGCGAUAAGUAAAACUAUGGCACCUUAUUUCAAAAGUUAUGUGAAAGAAACAGGUCGCGCUCACAGGGACGGUGACAAAAUGGUACCGUUGGUAGAGAAGAAAAUUGCAGAGCUCGAAAUGGGAUUAUUGCACUUGCAGCAGAAUAUUGAUAUCCCUGAAAUCUCGCUGCCCGUACAUCCGAUUGUGGCGCAAGUUAUUAAACAAUGCGAAGAGGAAGGCCGCAAGCCAAAGGUUGCUGACUUUGGCGACAAGGUGGAAGAUUCGACAUUCUUGAAUCAGUUGCAGAACGGUGUCAACAGGUGGAUAAAAGAGAUCCAAAAGGUGACGAAAUUGAAUCGCGAUCCGGAAUCGGGUACGGCGCUUCAGGAGAUCUCGUUUUGGCUGAAUCUCGAGAGAGCGUUACAUCGCAUUCAGGAGAAGCGGGAGAGCAUCGAGAUCUCCCUGACGCUCGACAUACUCAAGCAUGGCAAACGUUUCCACGCCACUGUGAGCUUCGACACCGACACCGGUUUGAAACAAGCGCUGGCCACCGUGAACGACUACAAUCCGUUAAUGAAAGACUUUCCGAUCAACGAUCUGUUGUCGGCCACCGAAUUGGAGAGAAUACGCAGCAGCGUACAGCAGAUCUUUAUGCACUUGAGAAAGAUCCGAAGCACGAAGUAUCCCAUUCAGAGAGUGCUGAGAUUGGUGGAAGCUAUCUCGAGAGAUUUGGGGCAGCAAUUGCUGAAGGUGUUGGGUACACGACGACUGAUGCAUAUUCCAUUCGACGAUUUCGAGAAAGUCAUGGCGCAGUGCUUUGAAGUAUUCACCACUUGGGACGACGAGUACGACAAGCUCACGGGAUUGCUGAGAGACGUUGUGAAGAAGAAGCGCGACGAGCACAUGAAGAUGGUAUGGCGAGUCCUACCGGCGCACAAGAAGCUGCAAUCGAGAAUGGAGCACAUGCGUCGCUUCCGACGACAGCACGAACAACUGAGAACAGUGAUAGUUCGCGUGCUCAGACCCACCGUACGCCAGAGCAGUAACACCUCGACGUUGGAAAAUGCUGAUAACGACAACGUCAAGGUGGAGUUCGCGCUGGACGCGGCGGACGCCAAUGCUAUCAGCGAAGUUAAUUUGGCGUACGAGAAUGUGAAGGAGGUGGAUUGUCUGGAUAUCACCAAAGAAGGGCAGGAGUCCUGGGACGCCGCUGUGCACAGAUAUGAGGAGCGCAUAGAGCGCGUAGAGGCGAGAAUCACGGCGCAUCUUCGAGAUCAAUUGGGCACCGCUAAGAAUGCGAACGAGAUGUUUAGAAUUUUUUCGAGAUUCAACGCGCUCUUCGUAAGGCCGCACAUUCGGGGCGCCAUUAGAGAAUAUCAGACGCAACUGAUACAAAGAGUCAAGGAUGAUAUCGAAGCGUUGCAUGAAAAAUUCAAGGUUCAAUAUGCGCAAAGUAAAUGCUGUAGGAUGAGUAUGGUGAGGGAUUUGCCACCUGUCGCGGGAUCAAUAAUUUGGGUCAAACAAAUUGAUUACCAGUUGACGAUGUAUUUGAAACGCGUCGAGGAUGUUCUAGGUAAAGGAUGGGAGAGCCACAUCGAAGGUCAGAAACUAAAAGCCGACGGAGAUAGCUUUCGUAUGAAACUGUCAACGCAAGAGAUUUUCGACGACUGGGCGCGUAAGGUGCAGGCGCGAAAUCUUGGUGUGACUGGACGUAUCUUCACGAUCGAGAGCGUACGUUCGAGAACAGGACGCGGUAACGUGCUGAAGCUGAAAGUGAAUUUCCUUCCUGAGAUUAUUACGCUGUCGAAGGAAGUGAGAAACUUGAGGAACCUCGGAUUUCGAGUGCCUCUGCCGAUUGUCAAUAAGGCUCAUCAGGCGAACCAACUAUAUCCUUUCGCCAUCAGCCUCAUCGAGAGCAUCAGAACUUACGAGAGAACGUUGGAGAAGAUUGAGGACAAAGCCAGUAUUAUACCCUUGGUAGCUGGUAUGCGGAAAGAUGUUCUAACGUUGAUCUCUGAGGGUAUCGCAUUAGUUUGGGAAAGCUAUAAGCUCGAUCAAUACGUGCAACGUCUGUCCGACGCCGUCGUUUCUUUCCAAGAAAGGGUGGAAGAUCUUUUGGUCGUGGAAGAACAGCUGGACGUUGAUGUCCGUUCUCUCGAGACGUGUCCUUAUUCCGCAAACACGUUCGCUGACAUUUUGUCUAAGAUCCAGAAAUCAGUAGACGAGCUGUCUUUGAAGAAUUAUUCCAACUUACACAUUUGGGUGGCGAGACUCGACGAAGAAGUGGAGAAGAACUUGGCUGCCAGAUUGGAGGCUGGAAUAAAAGCGUGGACCGAUGCCUUGACCGGGCAUAAAAAAGAGGUGGACCUGAGUAUGGACACCGAUGCUCCCACGCAGCCAACGCAUAAACCCGGCGGCGAUCCUAAGAUUCAGAAUCAGAUCCACGAAGUUCGGAUUACCAAUCAGACCAUGUAUCUGUAUCCGAGCAUCGAGGAUGCACGAUUCCAGAUAAUGCAACAAUUAUUCGCGUGGCAAGCAAUUGUUACGUCGCAGAUUCGUCUCCAAAGCUCGAGAUAUCAAGUCGGGCUGGAUAAGCCCGAGUCGGGCACGUACAGAAACUUACUUACAAAAUUACCCGCCGGAAAGCAACCGCUGGAGGCAGCGUACGAAGCGGUGGAAUUCAAAAUGAAAGACGUUGCCGAUUACGUCGAUCAGUGGCUGCGUUAUCAGGCUCUUUGGGAUCUGCAGCCGGGCAAUCUUUACGGUAAAUUAGGCGAAAAUAUUAACUUGUGGAUGAAGUGUCUGAAUGAUAUCAAGAAGACGAGGACCACGUUCGAUACCUCUGACACCAGACGCGAAUUCGGACCUGUUAUUAUAGACUUUGCAAAGGUGCAGAGUAAAGUAUCGUUAAAAUACGAUUCGUGGCAUAAAGAAACUUUGGGCAAGUUUGGCACGCUUCUUGGCAACGAAAUGGCCAGCUUCCACUCUCAAGUAUCAAAAUCUAGGAGCGAUCUGGAGCAGCAGUCCAUCGAAGCGGCUAGUACGUCCGACGCGGUCGGUUUUAUAACAUACGUGCAAUCUCUGAAACGUAAGAUGAAAGCCUGGGAGAAACAAGUGGACAUAUAUCGCGAGGGCCAGAGGAUACUCGAGCGACAGAGAUUCCAAUUCCCGUCUUCUUGGCUGCACGUGGACAAUAUAGAAGGAGAAUGGGGUGCGUUUAAUGAAAUUAUCAAGCGUAAAGACACCAGCAUUCAGACUCAGGUCGCGUCCCUGCAAAUGAAGAUCGUCGCCGAAGAUAAAGCGGUUGAAACGAGGACUACCGACUUCCUCAGCGACUGGGAAAGAGGCAAGCCUGUGGAAGGUCAUCUGCGACCAGACGACGCCUUGCAGCAGUUGCAAUUAUUUGAGAGUAAAUUCGCUAGACUGAAAGAAGAAAGAGACAACGUCGCCAAGGCUAAAGAGGCGUUGGAACUACAAGAGCCGGGCGGAAUAUCGACCAGCGAGGACAGAAUGCAGGUGGUGUUUGAAGAGCUGCAAGACUUGAGAGGAGUCUGGUCGGAAUUGUCGAGAAUAUGGGCGCAGAUCGACGAAACGCGCGAGAAACCUUGGCUUUCCGUACAGCCGCGUAAGCUGCGCCAGCAACUGGACACGAUGAUGGCGCAACUGAAGGAGCUGCCAGCGAGAUUAAGGCAGUACUCGUCAUACGAAUACGUGAAGAAAAUGCUGCAAAGUUACACGAAAGUAAAUAUGUUAAUUGUCGAACUGAAAUCUGACGCGCUGAAAGAAAGGCACUGGAAACAAUUGACGAAGCAGCUGAGAGUGAACUGGGUGCUAAGCGAACUCACCCUCGGUCAAGUCUGGGACGUGAAUCUUCAAAAGAAUGAAGCCAUAGUCAAGGAUAUCAUCCUCGUCGCCCAAGGAGAAAUGGCUCUCGAGGAAUUCUUGAAGCAAGUACGCGAAUCCUGGCAAACGUACGAGCUGGAUUUGAUAAAUUACCAAAAUAAAUGCAGACUGAUACGCGGUUGGGAUGAUUUGUUUAACAAGGUAAAAGAGCACAUCAAUUCGGUGGCUGCUAUGAAAUUGUCGCCGUAUUACAAAGUGUUCGAAGAGGAAGCUCUGACCUGGGAGGAAAAGUUGAACAGAAUCAACGCCCUCUUCGAUGUGUGGAUAGACGUCCAGCGACGAUGGGUCUACCUCGAAGGCAUCUUUUCCGGUAGCGCGGAUAUCAAGACGUUACUGCCGGUGGAAACGUCACGUUUCCAAAGUAUCAGUUCCGAGUUUCUGGGCUUGAUGAAGAAAGUAUCCAAGUCUCCCAUGGUCACGGACGUGCUCAACAUUCCUGGCGUUCAAAGAGCGCUCGAACGUCUCGCCGAUCUUCUCGGCAAAAUUCAAAAAGCGCUGGGCGAGUAUCUGGAGAGAGAACGAACAUCCUUUCCAAGAUUUUACUUUGUCGGUGAUGAAGAUUUACUGGAGAUCAUCGGUAACAGCAAAAACGUCGCGAGACUGCAGAAGCACUUCAAGAAGAUGUUCGCCGGUAUAGCCGCUAUCCUGUUGAACGAGGAUAACACGAUCAUCACCGGUAUCGCUUCGCGCGAGGGCGAAGAAAUUAUAUUUCAGAAUCCCGUGUCCACGUCUGACCAUCCUAAAAUCAACGAAUGGUUGUCGCUCGUCGAGAAAGAAAUGCGCGUGACGCUUGCCUCGAGCCUUGCGAAAGCGGUGCAGGAUAUUAAGCAGUUCAAGGAUGGCAACAUAAAUGCACAGGCAUUUAUGUCGUGGUGCGACAAUUAUCAGGCUCAAAUAAUAGUUCUGGCCGCGCAGAUCUUGUGGUCGGAGGACGUAGAAGCGGCUCUUCACGAGGCGCAAACAGAUCCGAGCAAAAAUCCACUGGAAAGAGUUCUGGUGCAAGUGGAGAGCACGCUGAACGUGCUGGCUGAUUCCGUUCUUCAAGAACAGCCGCCGUUGAGGAGGAAGAAACUGGAGCACUUGAUUAACGAAUUCGUACACAAACGCACCGUAACGAGACGAUUAAUUUCCAACAAAGUUUCGAAUCCAAAGGCUUUUGAAUGGCUGUGUGAAAUGAGAUUCUACUUUGACCCGAGGCAAACGGAAGUGCUGCAGCAACUCACGAUACACAUGGCAAACGCCAAGUUCUCCUAUGGAUUUGAAUAUUUGGGAGUGCAGGAUAGAUUGGUGCAGACGCCGUUGACCGACAGAUGCUACCUGACGAUGACGCAAGCGUUAGAGGCUCGACUCGGUGGUUCGCCGUUUGGACCGGCCGGCACAGGAAAGACUGAAUCUGUGAAAGCGCUGGGUCACCAGCUGGGACGAUUCGUAUUGGUAUUCAAUUGCGACGAGACAUUUGAUUUCCAGGCUAUGGGUCGCAUAUUCGUCGGUCUCUGUCAAGUCGGUGCAUGGGGUUGCUUCGACGAAUUCAAUCGCUUGGAAGAGCGCAUGUUGUCCGCUGUUUCCCAACAAGUGCAAACGAUUCAAGAAGCGCUCAAGAGUCAGAUGGAAGGCAAGAAGGAAGGUAUGCUCUGCGUCGAAUUGGUUGGAAAACAAGUCAAGGUCUCCACGGAUAUGGCUAUAUUCAUCACGAUGAAUCCCGGAUAUGCCGGACGUUCCAAUCUACCUGACAAUCUGAAGAAGCUUUUCAGAUCACUGGCUAUGACCACGCCUGAUCGUCAGUUGAUCGCCGAAGUGAUGCUUUUCAGUCAAGGUUUCCGAUCUGCGGAAAAACUGGCGUGUAAAAUCGUUCCGUUCUUCAAGCUCUGUGACGAACAACUGUCUAAUCAAUCUCACUACGAUUUCGGAUUACGUGCACUCAAGUCUGUGCUGAUCUCUGCCGGAAACGUGAAACGCGAUCGUAUACAAAAGAUCAAAGAGGGCAUGCACAGCCGUGGCGAAACUAAUAUUGACGAAGCCUCGAUCGCUGAAAAUCUGCCCGAGCAGGAGAUACUUAUUCAAUCUGUAUGCGAGACGAUGGUCCCCAAAUUAGUUGCCGAAGAUAUUCCGUUGUUGUUUAGUUUGCUAAGCGACGUAUUCCCUAAUGUGAAUUACACACGCGCCGAAAUGAAGGGAUUGAAAGACCAAAUUAGGAAAGUAUGCGCCGAGGAAUAUCUAGUAUGUGGCGAAGGAGAUGAACAAGGAGGCGCCUGGCAAGAGAAGGAUUCUGUCGGUGAGACGUGGGUGGAAAAGGUGCUGCAAUUAUACCAAAUUUGUAACUUGAACCAUGGAUUAAUGAUGGUCGGUCCGAGCGGAUCCGGUAAAAGUAUGGCGUGGAAAGUGCUGCUUAAAGCAUUGGAGCGAUUUGAAGGUAUAGAAGGCGUCGCCCACGUAAUCGAUCCCAAGGCUAUUAGCAAAGAAACAUUGUACGGCGUGCUAGAUCCAAAUACACGUGAAUGGACCGAUGGUUUGUUCACGCAUAUACUGAGAAAGAUAAUCGAUAACGUCAGAGGAGAAAUUAACAAGCGGCAAUGGAUCAUAUUCGACGGAGAUGUCGAUCCAGAAUGGGUGGAAAACUUGAACUCUGUACUGGACGAUAAUAAGCUUCUCACUUUGCCCAACGGCGAACGCUUGAGCUUACCGCCGAACGUAAGAGUUAUGUUCGAAGUACAAGAUUUGAAGUACGCCACUCUGGCCACCGUGUCGCGUUGUGGCAUGGUUUGGUUCUCGGAGGAUGUGCUGUCGACGGAGAUGAUAUUCGAGAACUAUAUGCUACGCUUGCGAAAUAUUCCACUGGAGGACGGCGAGGAGGAUAAUCUUGGCAAGAAAGCCACGGAUAAGGAAGACACUAUAUCGCCUGCGUUAUCGGUGCAGAGAGAAGUCGGCAGCAUCAUGCAAAGUUACUUCGCGCCGGACGGCUUGGUCGUGAGAUGCUUGGAGUACGCCAUGAAGCAAGAACACAUAAUGGACUUUACGCGCCUGCGAGCUCUCAGUUCUCUGUUUUCCAUGCUGAACCAAGCCGUUCGUAAUGUACUGCAGUACAAUCACACUCAUACUGAUUUUCCUCUACCGAGCGAGCAGCUGGAGCGUUACAUGCCCAAGUGCUUGGUUUACGCACUCCUGUGGAGCUUCGCGGGCGAUGCUAAAUUAAAAGUUAGAUCCGAUUUGGGCGACUUUGUCAGAUCUAUCACAACUAUACCUUUGCCGUCGCAAAAUAACAUACCGAUCAUAGAUUUUGAAGUGAAUAUACACGGCGAAUGGUUGCCUUGGAGCAACAAAGUUCCUCAAAUUGAAGUGGAGACUCAUAAAGUGGCUAGUCCUGAUAUCGUUGUACCAACGUUGGAUACUGUGAGGCACGAGAGUUUACUGUACACUUGGUUGGCUGAACACAAGCCGCUGGUACUCUGUGGACCACCCGGUUCUGGUAAAACCAUGACGCUAUUCUCCGCUUUGCGAGCCUUACCCGAUAUGGAAGUUGUCGGACUUAACUUCUCUUCCGCCACGACGCCCGAAUUGUUACUCAAAACGUUUGAUCACUACUGCGAAUAUCGCAAGACACCUAACGGCGUUGUACUUUCUCCGGUACAGCUGGGCAAGUGGCUGGUUCUGUUCUGCGACGAAAUCAAUUUACCUGACAUGGAUAAUUACGGAACACAACGCGUUAUCUCCUUCUUGAGGCAAUUAGUCGAACACAAAGGCUUUUAUAGAACCAGCGAUCAGGCGUGGGUCACCUUGGAAAGAAUUCAGUUUGUGGGCGCCUGUAAUCCACCUACAGAUCCCGGCAGGAAACCUCUCAGUCACAGAUUCCUACGACAUGUGCCCGUCAUUUACGUUGAUUAUCCUGGGGAAACCUCCCUGAAACAGAUUUACGGCACAUUUACACGUGCCAUGCUCAGGCUAACACCAAAUCUAAGAGGUUAUGCAGAGUCCCUGACAAAUGCAAUGGUGGAAUUCUACUUGGCUUCCCAGGAGAGAUUCACUCAGGACAUGCAGCCGCACUACGUGUACUCCCCGCGAGAAAUGACGCGUUGGGUGCGCGGCAUUUGCGAAGCCAUCAGACCGCUGGACAAUCUCUCGGUGGAAGGCUUGGUGCGUUUGUGGGCUCACGAGGCCCUUCGUCUAUUCCAAGACAGAUUAGUCGAGGAAAACGAGAGAGCUUGGACGAACAAGAACAUAGACAUCGUAGCUCUGAAGCACUUCAUGUCAGUCGACCGAGAGAAAGCAUUAGCCAGACCGAUCUUGUACAGCAAUUGGCUGUCGAAGGACUAUGUGCCAGUAAAUAGAGAAGAGUUGAGAGAUUAUGUUCGGGCGAGGUUGAAAGUGUUUUACGAGGAAGAAUUGGACGUGCCGUUGGUACUCUUCGACGAGGUUCUCGAGCAUGUUCUACGGAUUGACAGAAUUUUCCGACAGCCUCAGGGACACUUGUUACUCAUCGGUGUCUCUGGCGCUGGAAAGACAACUCUGUCGAGAUUCGUUGCAUGGAUGAAUGGUUUAUCGAUUUUCCAAAUCAAGGUGCACAACAAGUAUACUGGUGAAGAUUUCGACGAAGAUCUGCGACAAGUGUUGAGGCGAUCCGGCUGCAAGGAUGAAAAAAUAGCUUUCAUUCUCGACGAAUCGAACGUAUUAGAUUCCGGCUUCCUCGAACGUAUGAAUACCUUGCUCGCCAAUGGAGAAGUUCCCGGAUUAUUCGAAGGUGACGAGUACACGACGCUCAUGACGCAAUGCAAAGAGGGCGCUCAGCGAGAAGGCCUAAUGCUGGAUUCCAACGAGGAGCUGUACAAAUGGUUCACUGGCCAGGUCAUGAAGAAUCUGCACGUCGUGUUUACGAUGAACCCGAGUAUGGACGGUCUGAAAGACCGCGCGGCAACGUCGCCAGCGUUGUUCAACAGAUGCGUGCUAAAUUGGUUCGGCGAUUGGUCGGACAACGCACUGUUCCAAGUUGGCAAAGAGUUCACUAAUCGCGUCGAUCUCGAGAGACCCAUGUGGAAAUGUCCGGAUUUCUUCCCGUCUGUGUGCUCCUUGAUCCCGGCGCAGCCCUCGCACAGGGACGCCGUUAUAAACGCGUGCGUUUACGUGCACCAGACCCUGCACAAAGCGAACACGCGGCUAGCGAAAAGAGGCGCCAGAACGAUGGCGAUCACGCCACGCCAUUACCUAGAUUUUAUCAAUCACUUCGUUAAGCUGUAUCAAGAGAAGAGGAGCGACCUGGAGGAACAACAGUUGCAUUUGAAUGUCGGUCUGAGUAAAAUUGCCGAGACAGUGGAGCAGGUGGAAGAAAUGCAGAAGAGUUUAGCUUUCAAAUCUCAGGAACUGCAAGCUAAAAACGAUGCUGCCAAUGCAAAAUUAAGACAAAUGGUCAAGGAUCAGCAAGAAGCGGAGAAGAAGAAGGUGCAGAGUCAAGAAAUCCAGCAGCAGCUGGCUAUUCAGACGGUGGCUAUUAACCAAAAAAGGGAUGAUGUUAUGGCGGACCUCGCCCUAGUCGAACCGGCUGUUAUCGAUGCUCAAACCGCGGUGAAAUCGAUAAAGAAACAGCAUUUAGUCGAGGUUCGCUCCAUGGCGAAUCCGCCGGCGAUUGUGAAGGUCGCACUGGAGUCUAUCUGCUUAUUGCUCGGUGAAAAUGCUAGCGACUGGAAAUCUAUCCGCGCGGUCAUCAUGAGGGACAAUUUUAUCAAUACGAUUGUCUCUAAUUUCAGUACUGAGGACAUUACCGACGAGGUGAGAGACAAAAUGAAGAGUCGCUAUCUAAGCAAUCCGGAUUACAACUUUGAGAAAGUAAAUCGCGCUAGUUUGGCUUGCGGUCCUAUGGUGAAAUGGGCCAUAGCGCAGAUCGAGUACGCUGACAUGUUGAAGCGAGUCGAACCGCUACGCGACGAACUUUAUUCUUUGGAGCGGCAAGCGGAAACGAACAAAGUGAAAGGUGAACAGGUGAAGAACUUGAUCGCUCAAUUGGAACAGAGUAUAGCAUCAUACAAGGAGGAAUACGCCCAACUUAUCUCACAAGCGCAAGCCAUCAAAGCAGAUCUGGAGAGUGUGCAGGCUAAAGUGGAUAGAUCGAUCGCUUUAUUGAAGUCCUUGGUCAUAGAGAGGGAGAGAUGGGAAGCGACAAGCGAGACAUUCAAGAGCCAGAUGUCCACAAUAAUCGGUGACGUUCUAUUGUCCUCCGCUUUUCUGGCUUACGCUGGUUACUUCGAUCAACACUACCGUCAAAACCUCUUCACCACGUGGUGCCAGCAUUUGCAACACGCAAACCUACAAUUCAGACCUGACAUCGCGAGAACGGAAUAUCUGUCCAAUCCAGACGAACGUUUGAGAUGGCAGGCGAACGCAUUGCCGACCGACGAUCUUUGCACCGAGAACGCGAUUAUGUUGAAACGCUUCAACAGAUAUCCGCUAAUCAUCGAUCCGUCCGGUCAGGCAACGGAGUUCAUUUUGAACGAGUUCAAGGACCGGAAGAUAACAAAGACCAGCUUCUUGGACGACUCGUUCAGGAAAAAUCUCGAGAGUGCUCUACGCUUUGGCAAUCCCCUGUUGGUUCAGGAUGUGGAGAAUUACGAUCCUAUAUUGAAUCCCGUGUUGAACCGAGAAUUGAGACGAACAGGCGGACGCGUGCUCAUCACGCUCGGCGAUCAGGACAUAGAUCUCUCGCCGUCCUUCGUCAUCUUCCUGUCGACGAGAGACCCGACGGUGGAGUUCCCACCGGACAUCUGCUCCCGCGUGACGUUUGUUAACUUUACCGUCACCAGGAGUUCUCUGCAGAGCCAGUGCCUGAAUCAGGUGUUGAAGGCCGAGCGUCCGGACAUCGACGAGAAGAGAUCCGACCUGCUCAAACUGCAGGGUGAAUUCCAUCUGCGGCUGCGGCAACUUGAGAAAUCUCUGCUGCAAGCGUUGAACGACGCCAAGGGCAAGAUCCUCGAUGACGACUCCGUGAUCACCACUCUCGAGACCCUGAAACAGGAGGCCGCCGAUAUCAGUAAGAAGGUCGAGGAAACGGACAAAGUCAUAGCGGAGAUCGAGACAGUUUCCCAGCAGUACAUGCCACUGUCGCAGGCGUGCUCGAACAUGUACUUUACGAUGGACAGCCUCAACCAGGUGCACUUCUUAUAUCAGUAUUCGCUGAAGAUGUUCCUCGACAUAUUUACGUACGUGCUGUCGCAAAAUCCGAAGCUGUCCGGCAUGUCGGACUACAGCCAGCGACUCACGCUCAUCACGCGCGAGCUGUUCGCCGUUUGUUACGAGCGGGUUGCGCGAGGCAUGCUGCACACGGACAGGCUGACGUUCGCCCUGCUGCUCUGCCGCAUUCAUCUGAAGGGCAUACCGACGGAGUCCACGUACGACAGCGAGUUCACAUUCUUCUUGCGCGGUAAGGAAGGCGUGUUGAACAUCCGGGCGCCUCCGAUAACCAAUCUGAGCUCGGAACAGCAGGAGGCGAUGAUGCGCCUGAGUAUAAGGUUACCCGCCUUCAAGAAGCUCGCUGAGAAGAUUCAGGAAAGUGCGGAGUUUGGCGCGUGGCUGCAAUCGCCCACGCCCGAGACGUGUGUGCCGAAGCUCUGGGACGAAGAAAAACCGCUGUCGCCCACGGGAACGGCGAUGCACCAACUGCUGAUCAUACAGGCUUUCCGGCCGGAUCGCGUGAUUGCGGCCGCGUCCCUGGUGGUCGCUUCAGCCUUCGGCGACUCUUUCAUGCCGGCCGCGGAGGCUGAGCUUGACUUCGCAUCCGUCGUAGAGAAUCAACUCAAGGCGACCGUGCCGGCUUUGAUGUGCUCGGUGCCGGGCUUCGAUGCUUCGAGCAGAGUGGACGAUCUUGCCGCGGAAUUGGGCAAACAAAUAGCUAGCAUUGCUAUCGGAUCGGCGGAAGGAUUCAAUCAGGCUGACCGGGCUAUAAACAUGGCUGUAAAGGCCGGCAGAUGGGUGCUGCUGAAGAACGUACAUCUCGCUCCGCAAUGGCUUGUGCAGCUGGAAAAGAAGUUGCACAGUCUCCAACCGCACGCUAGUUUCCGAUUAUUCCUGACGAUGGAGAUAAAUCCGAAAGUACCGGUGAAUCUGCUGAGAGCCGGCAGGAUCUUUGUGUACGAACCGCCUCCCGGCAUACGAGCAAACCUGUUGCGUACGUUCAGCACCGUACCCGCCUCGAGGAUGAUGCGAGCGCCGAACGAAAGGGCCCGUCUUUACUUCCUGCUCGCAUGGUUCCACGCAAUCGUGCAGGAACGAUUGCGCUAUGCUCCGCUGGGCUGGGCCAAGCACUACGAGUUUAACGAGAGCGACUUGAGAGUCGCCUGCGACACUUUGGACACAUGGAUCGAAGCCACGGCUAUGGGCAGGACGAAUCUACCGCCCGAGAAGGUACCUUGGGACGCCCUGGUGACCCUUCUCUCACAGUGCAUCUACGGCGGCAAGAUCGACAACGACUUCGAUCAACGUCUUCUGGCUUCCUUCUUACGCAAGCUUUUUACGCCACGCUCUUUCGAAGCGGACUUUGCUUUAGUCGCCAACAUUGACGGUGCGCAGGGCAAUCAGAGACACAUCACGAUGCCGGACGGUACUAGACGUGAUCACUUCUUAAAGUGGAUCGAGUCCCUCUCGGAUAGGCAGACGCCUUCUUGGCUGGGUCUGCCGAAUAACGCGGAGAAGGUGCUGCUAACCACGAGGGGAACCGAUUUGGUCUCCAAACUUCUCAAGAUGCAACAGUUGGAGGACGAAGACGAGCUGGCGUAUUCGAAUGAAGAGUCUUUGGACACACCGAGGGAAGCUGAAGCGGACGGUCGGCCUUCUUGGAUGAGAACUCUGCACAAUUCGGCCUCAACUUGGCUACAACUACUUCCAAAGAACCUGCCGAUUUUGAAGAGAACAGUCGAGAAUAUCAAAGAUCCAUUGUACAGAUACUUCGAAAGGGAAGUCAACAGCGGUGCAAAAUUACUUCAAGAUGUUAUCCACGAUUUGGAAGAUGUCGUAUUAAUCUGUCAAGGCGAGAAAAAGCAGACCAAUUACCAUAGAACGAUGCUGUCCGAAUUAGUGAAGGGUAUUCUACCCGGUGGCUGGAGGAGAUACACGGUGCCAAGAGGCUGUACAGUCAUACAAUGGAUCACCGAUUUCAGUCAUAGAGUCUCGCAGCUGCAAGAAGUCUCGCGUUUAGUCUCUCAAGGCGGAGCGAAAGAAAUAAAGAGUUUCCCAGUUUGGCUCGGAGGCUUGUUGAAUCCCGAGGCUUACAUCACCGCGACCAGGCAGUGCAUCGCGCAGGCUAAUAGCUGGUCACUCGAGGAACUGCAAUUGAACGUAACUAUCGGCGAUGGUGAUAAUAUCGCUACAGACGAUUGCUCCUUCGCUGUCACCGGUCUUAAGCUGCAAGGCGCGCAAUGUAAGGAUAAUCAAUUAUAUUUAACGUCAACUAUUAUGACCGACCUGCCGGUCACCAUGCUGCGAUGGGUGCGAUCGUCUACGGAAGAUAUCAGAAAGGGCAAAUUGUCUUUGCCAGUUUAUUUGAACAGCACUCGUACCGAAUUGCUAUUUACCGUCGAUUUGAAUAUCGCUCCUAGUCAAGAACCGCAUAGUUUUUACGAGAGAGGGGUUGCUGUUUUAACAUCCACCGCUUUGAAUUAAUAGUUAAAAUAAUUUAACUAAUUAUUGAAACCGUUUAGCGCGAAUUGUAUUGCUUGUAACGCAAAAAAGAGAGUAAUUAUCACAGAUGAAAACAGUAUAAGAUGCGCAUGUUACGGCAUUUGUAAAGAAAAAAGGAAGGCAAAGUAACAUGCGACUUUAUAGCUUACAAGUAUGAAGUCUGAAGUAUAAAGACAUUAAAAGAAAUAUAUAUAUAUUUUACACGAAUUGCUUUCACAAGUUUCCAAAGGAUUUUGUGCUGAAUGUAUACAAUUAAAAAUGAGAAUACUUUCGGCGCAUAGAGCAUAAUUAAAUGUAUAUCGUUCGUUUAUAAGAAUUUAA
Linepithema humile (Argentine ant) is the source of this 14477-nucleotide messenger RNA. It is a transcript of the gene Dhc64C, whose product is annotated as dynein heavy chain, cytoplasmic. NCBI's taxonomy places the organism in Eukaryota, Metazoa, Arthropoda, Insecta, Hymenoptera, Formicidae. Gene Ontology annotation, cellular component: axonemal dynein complex. The record is from RefSeq and is a predicted model, not a curated record. Gene Ontology annotation, biological process: microtubule-based movement. Gene Ontology annotation, molecular function: dynein light intermediate chain binding; ATP hydrolysis activity; dynein intermediate chain binding.